AUGGCUCACUUCAUAACGUCUAACUCACUAGCUUACACUAACGAAGCCUCGUACGCGUCACUCCAGCAUAGCUCGCAACCGGCGCCUGACGCGCGUUUUUCUCAUCCCAACGUGGGUUCGUCGCGCCCCACGUCCGCCCCACUCUCGUCCUCGUCUUUGCCGUUUCAAAACCAAUCGUUCUUUCCGCCGCGGCCGCCGUUUCCUCAGAACUCGCAAUAUCCGCUGUCGGCCGCGCAGCCAGCGGGCACGCCGCCUAUGCACCCCUCCUCGUUGCCUCUGCACGCUCCAGCUGCUAACGCCGUGAAUUCUGGCCCUCGAAACACCGCCGCUCUUGCCCGUAAUGGAAACCACAUGCCGUCUGCUCACGGCGGGCAAUUCGGUGCUCCUGACGGGCAGGCUGCUUUUAACGGUCAAGUGGGUCUUUCGGCGCCGAACACUGCGUUCAACCGUCAGGUCGUCGGAGUGUCAGGUCCAUCGGCAAUCCAUCCGAUUCGGCCGCGGCAGAGCCAGGCGAACGUGAACCAAUCAGGCGCAACCGCUCCCUUCUCACAAGCCUCCGCCGCCGCCUGCUUGCCCGCUCCGUCCAUUCCUUCAACUCCUUCCGCUCAUUCCGCCCGUUCCGCGCCUUCGCCUCCUUCCGCGCCUUCCGCGGGUUCUCAAUUCCACCUUGCUUCCUCGACGGCUAACGCGGUGGGCGGUCCCUCCGCCGUUGCCGCCGCGCCCGCCGUCCACUCCCGCCCUGCAGCCGCGUCACCCGCCGCUCCACCGCAGAGGUUGAACGGCGUGGGGUCUCGCAUGAUUGGGGUACCGUCACCUCCUGCUUCCGCGUCGGCUGCUGCGUAUGCUCCAAAUCCUGUGCCUGUUUCCGCGCUUUCGUCUUUUGAUCCGGAAUCGCAGACGCGCGUGCUUAGUCUGCUUAUGCAGGAGGCAGAGAGGAACAAUGCGGGUGUUUUCUCACACGGUUCGCCAAGUGGCAGCAUGCCUGCUACAGCUGCUGCAGCUGCUACAGCUGCCACAGCUGCUUCGUGCAGUGCUCUCCUCGCCGCCAUGCCGUCAGGUCCAGCUACUGCCUCACUCUCCUCUCCCCUUGCCGCCCGCGCUGCUCCCCCUGCUUCCGCCCUCCGCCCGCCUUCCGUCCGCGCGCCUGGCUCCUUCUCCCAACCACCUGCCUGGGCGCCUUCCGCCAACCCGACUGCCGAGGUAGCAGUCAUACCCGCGGCGAGUGCAGCGGGCGCACCGGGCCCGCGCAUAACCCUGUGCGACGCUGACGCGACACUCUUCCGCGACUCUCGCCUCCCCAAUCUUUCCGCCGCUUCCUCUGCGCCUGCCGUCACCUCAUCUCUCACCUCUUCCCCUCCCGCACCCACUUACCCACCUGCACCCACUCCCCCCGCACCCACUCUCCCCGCAUCCGCUCCUUCCCCAAGCCCCGCUUCUAGCGCAGCCUUCGCAUCGGUUCCAGCUCACUCGCCUCCCCCCGUUCCCACCCCCUCCGCCCCUACCCUCUCCGCUCCUACCCCCAGCGCUCCUACUCCCCUUGCUCCUACUCUCGCCGCUCCUACCUCCCCGGCCCCUAAUCCUUUCGCCCCCGCUCCUACUCUUGCUGCUCCUAAUCCCCCUGCUCCCAUUCGCACCGUUCCUAGUGCCCCCGCUCCUACUCCCACUGCUCCUACCUCCCCUGCUCCUACCUCCCCUGCUCCUACCUCCCCUGCUCCUAACCCCGCCCUUACUACCCCCCCCGCUUCUACCUUCCCCACCACCGAGUCUUCCCCAGUAAUCCCUCCUUCUGCCACACCUCCCCUUCCCCCCGCUCCUCCCGCCCCGCCUGUCCCACGCGGCACCGCGCGCGCUGCCAACGCCUCCGCCAACGCGCGCUCCUCUGGGGCAAACCCGCGCCCUCCCGCGUCCACCCGCCGCCCUCCCGUCGCUGGCGGGCGCAAGCGCGCACAGCCGCCAUCCAACGACGCGGCAGGGUCGUUAGCCAAUCAGAGAGCAGCAAGUCUACCGUCGCGUGGCGCUAUGAUGGCGCUGGCGGCGGCAGCAGGAGGGGAUGCUGAAGCGGACAUGAGGGAAGUGUACUUCCUCAUUCUGCACUUUUUGACGGGCAGCCCUUGCCGUCGGGCAGCAGAAGUUUUGAAAGAGGAGCUGGAGGAGUUGAAUCUGCUUCCGCAGCGGUACCAUGCGGUGUACUCCCAUGGGGGAAGGCGGACAGGCGCAAACAGCGCAAGCGAAAGGCGGCCGGGUGGUAGAGGCAACGAGCGUGGCAGCGAGGGGAGUGCACAUGGGGAGGCAGGGGCGGUGGGCGCACAAGUGAAGGGUGGGGAGGGUGGGAGGAGGGGAGGGGGUGCGGAGAGGGAGUCGGAGAUGACUGUACCCAUGAACUACGAGGAGCUCAGGGAGAGGUAUUCGCACAUUGCCCCCAACCACCUCUUCCUGCUGCUGCAGGAGCUGCUGCAGUCGUCCCAUCUCGCCGUCUCCUCCGCCUCCCUCCUCCCCUCCGCGCCUCUCUCCUCCGCCUCCCUCCUCCCCUCCGCGCCUCUCUCCUCCGCCUCCCUCCUCCCCUCCGCGCCUCUCUCCUCCGCCCCGCCCCACCCGCCACCAUCAGCAGCACCAGCCCUCCCUCCUGCCCCGCUUGCUGCAGCAGCUGUUGCACCCACCGUCUCUGCUCCUCCCUCUGCCCCCCCACUUCAAAUCACCGCCGCCCCCCUUUCCGCCUCCGCCUCCGCCACUGCACUAGAGGAGGCUUUGCCAGGUGCCGCAGCCCCAGCCGCCGCUGCAGCUGUGGAUGUGAGCGCCGGCCGUGGCUUGGAGGCAGGGCGGCAGGUAGGUGGCACAGAGGCAGCAGAAGAGAGAUCAGUAGCCACGCAUGCCUUCUCUCCCUCCCUCCCUCCCUCCCUCCCUCCCUCCCUCCCUCCCUCCCUCCCUCCCUCCCUCCCUCCCUCCCUCACAUCCUCACUGCUGCACUUCCUCUCUGGCUUUCCCCACGCCCCGCCCCACCCUGCUCCCUUCAUCGCUUCCACUUCCACCCCUGCUUGCUUUAUCGCCCUUCCCGCCCCUAUCCGCCUCCCAACAACAGCGGAGUGGCUGCCAGCGCUCCUCUCUCCUCCGCGCACCUUUCUGCCCCACACGGCCCAUCCGCACCUCUCAGCACCGCUCCUGCGCUCCCUCACGCUCAGAGAAACGGGCGGAGGGGUCUGCUCGCGGGCUGCCAGGUCUGCCAAUGCACGGUACGUUCCAUGCACGGUACCCUCCACGUGGGCCUUGCCACUGCACCUCUCACCCCACCGCGACAACCGUUUGCCCCGCUCUGUCCGCCCGUUGUGUCAUCUUACCACCCGCUCGCCCAUCCCUCCAUCAUUCCCCUAUUCCCUCCGUCUCCCCCGCCCCUAUGGUGAGAGCAGGGUGGCGUCGCUGGCAGUGGCGUCCCCCGCGCUGCUGCUGAGCCGCAUGGAGCAGGUCAAGGUGCUGCGCGGCCACCGCAACGCCGUCUACUGCGGUAACUGCCCUCUCCCCCCCCUCUCUCGCCCUAACUGUGCUCACUGCCCCCCUGGCCUGCUUGCUCUCACUGCCCUGCUUGCACACUCGCACCUCACGCUGCUGGCACUCGUUGCUCCCGACCUAACUGCACGCACACACACCACCCAUUCCUCUCAACACCCGCCUCCUUCUUUCCACUUCCCCGCGCUGGCUGUGUAUCCGUCUUUUGAGACACGUCUAUCCGUCAAAAGUGGCUGUGUAUCCGUCUCCGUUCCUCGAGCAGCGGUGUACGACCACGGGGGGCGGUACCUGAUAACUGGGUCGGACGACCGGCUGGUGAAGAUCUGGAGCAUGCACCAUGGCAUCUGCCUCGCCACCUGCCGCGCCCACACCGUAAUCCCCGCCCCCCCUUUUGUGCCACACGGCAAGUCCCCCCCUCCAUGUGCGCAUAACGUUUCCCCUCGCCCUCUGCAUGUGUGCACCUCGCCCUCUGCAUGUGUGCACCUCGCCCUCUGCAUGUGUGCACCUCGCCCUCUGCAUGGCGACAUCACGGAUCUAGCAGUCAGUCGGGGCGACAAGUGGGUGGCAUCAGCCUCCAACGACUGCCUCAUCCGCGUGUGGGAGCUACCGAGUGGGCAUCUGGAGGUGACGCUAGUGGGCCAUGCAGACGCCGUCACCGCUGUCGCAUUCAGCCCCACCACUCACCACCACCUCCUCUCGUACGCCACCCCUCUCAACGUCCUGCCAGCCACAAUUCCUGCCCCUCUCCUAUGCACCCGUCCACACCUCCAUCUCCCAUCCGUCCAUACCUUGGCAUCGGAGGAUGGCUCAUGCCGCCUGUGGGACGUCACAGCAGCAGCGGACAGCACCUGCCUGCGCCUCUUCCUGCCCGCCUCCCACGGUACUUCCACCUCUCUGCUCCCCACCUCUGCUCCCCACCUCUGCUCCCACCUCUGCUCCCACCUCUGCUCCUUCACUCUACUCCUGCUCUCUGCUGGCACCCUCUGCUCUCACUGCUUGACGUUUCCAUCUCGCAAGUCCACGGCCGGUCCCCACUGCCUCAUGCCACUUGUUCCAUCUCAUGCCACCUUGUUCCAUCUCAUGCCACCUUUCUACGGCCAGUCCCACCCCACUGCCUCAUGCCACCCCACUGCCUCAUGCCACCCCACUGCCUCAUGCCACCCCACUGCCUCAUGCCACCCCACUGCCUCAUGCCACCCCACUGCCUCAUGCCACCCCACUGCCUCAUGCCACCCCACUGCCUCAUGCCACCCCACUGCCUCAUGCCACCCCACUGCCUCAUGCCACCCCACUGCCUCAUGCCACCCCACUGCCUCAUGCCACCCCACUGCCUCAUGCCACCCCACUGCCUCAUGCCACCCCACUGCCUCAUGCCACCCCACUGCCUCAUGCCACCCCACUGCCUCAUGCCACCCCACUGCCUCAUGCCACCCCACUGCCUCAUGCCACCCCACUGCCUCAUGCCACCCCACUGCCUCAUGCCACCCCACUGCCUCAUGCCACCCCACUGCCUCAUGCCACCCCACUGCCUCAUGCCACCCCACUGCCUCAUGCCACCCCACUGCCUCAUGCCACCCCACUGCCUCAUGCCACCCCACUGCCUCAUGCCACCCCAUUUCAUCUCACAUCCACUUGCUCCUCUGCACUCGCUUCCAUAACUCAACCGUCUCUUCCCUCCUCUCCCUUCCCCUCCCUUCUCCUCCCCUCCCCUCUGCUCCCGUCCCUUCCCCUCCCCUCCCCUCCCUUCUCCUCCCCUCCCUCCCCUCCCUCCCCUCCCUCCCCUCUCUCCCCUCCCUCCCCUCCCCUCCCCUGGCCCAUGGCCCAACAGCAACCAAGAGCCCGUUCCCGCCAGGGACAUUUCUGAGCCGCAUGCAGCAGGGGGGCAGCGAGCUGACUCCUGAGGAGCGGGCCAAGAUGUUGCCCCCCAAAGUGCUGUGCGCUGCCUUCAACGCCGAUGGCUCUCUCUUUGUCACGGGCAGCGAGGAUGGGCGCACAAGGGUGUGGGAUGCGCGCCUCCCUGCCCUCGCACCCAAGGAGCCCUCCCAGCAGCAGCAGCAACAACAACAGCAGGAGCAACCACAACAGGUGCAACAGCAACAAGAACAGCAGCCACAGCAGCAGGAGCAGCAGCAGCAGCAGGGGCUGUGGGCGGCGGGGGUGGGUGCGGGGGGCCGGGAGAGAGUGGGGGUGCAGCACGAGGUGCAGGAGCUGCUAGGGCACCAGGGGUCAGUCAACUUCGUGCAGUUCAGUGGGUGUGCGGGGGUGCAGCAGGAGGUGACGUCUGGUGGGGACGAGGAGGGGAGGGGUGUGGGGGAGAAGGGGAAGGGAAGUGAGGAGGGGGGAAAGCGAAAGGAGAAGGACAAGGACAGGCGACUGACAUCCCUCAACACGGCCAACUGGGGGGGAGUGGAGGCGAUAGUCUCGUGUGCGCGGGACGGUUCGGCCUUCAUCUGGCGCCCGCGGGCGCGCCGCGUGCAUGGCAAGCACCAGCACUGGAACAAGGCGCAGCAGCUCACGGCCCCCCCGCGCCCCUUGCCUGUGCCCGCGGGGGCUGCAGCAGGGCAGGGCGCAGGGGGCAGCGGGAGGGCAGGGGCGAGGGCGAGGGCGAGGGAUGCGGCAGGGGCGGCGGCGAAUAUGAUCAUCUGGUCGCUCGACUGCCAGUUGGUGCUGGCUGCCAUCACAGGUGCGCAACCAUCCCAGGUGCGCAACCAUCACAGGUGCGCAACCAUCCCAGGUGCGCAACCAUCCCAGGUGCGCAACCAUCACAGGUGCGCAACCAUCACAGGUGCGCAACCAUCCCAGGUGCGCAACCAUCCCAGGUGCGCAACCAUCACAGGUGCGCAACCAUCACAGGUGCGCAACCAUCCCAGGUGCGCAACCAUCACAGGUGCGCAACCAUCACAGGUGCGCAACCAUCACAGGUGCGCAACCAUCCCAGGUGCGCAACCAUCCCAGGUGCGCAACCAUCCCAGAGUCUCACCCUCUUCCUCUGCUCAUAUCUCUGCCUGUGUGUCUGUGCGUCUGUGCCGCUCUCAUCCCCCCGCAUGCAUGGCAGAUGCGCGCAUCUGUGUGUGGCAGGCAAGCACAGGCGAGCUCAUACACUGCCUCACCGCACACCAGGAGCAGGCGUUUGUGUUGGACGUGCAUCCCACGGACCCACGCAUUGCCAUGAGCGCGGGGUACGAUGGCCGGGUUAUCGUGUGGGACAUCUGGAAGGGACAGCCAAUCGCCAUCCGCCACGUCACCAACUUCCAGCUCGUCGACGGGCACUUCUCUCCGGACGGCACGGGGCUGGUGGUGGCGGACGAGGUGGGGCAGGUGUAUGUGUUUGCCACGGGGGGCAAGGACCAAUGGGCGCUCAUCCACAUGGACCAGUUCUUCCUGGGAGACUACCGCCGCUUCGCCCUCGACUCCUUCCACAACGCCCUCGAUGAGGAGACGAACGUGCUAACGGAGGAGCGCACGUGGAUGGAUCCGAUAUGCGAUGCGGGCAUGCAGCCGUACCCCGACCCGUACCAGGCGCGCUUCCACGCGCUGCGCUUUGCCCUGCUCGCGCGCCCCUACCACCCGCCCUCCGUCCCGCUCCGGGUGGGGCGCAUAGAGGCCGACGACCUGGCCUUCCAGCCCGUCCCCAACGAGGCCCUCGGCGCCCCCGGCUCCGCCCCCCUGCCCCUCCUGCCCCUACCUGCUGCUGCUGGCGGUGGCGGGCGCGGGGGAGGUGGGCGGAGGGAGGGCGUGAGGAGGGAGGAUGGAAGGGGGAGGAGGGAAGAGGAUGGGGAGGUUCAGGUGGUGAGUGGGGGCGAGGAGGGGGAGGAGGGGAGGGUGGGAGGGGGAGAAGGGGGUGGUGCAAACGGGGGCGAUGGAGGGAGGUGGAGAGGGGAGGUGAGGCGGCGGGAAAGUCAGCGUUGGGAGCUGAGGGAGAGGCUGCCUGUGAGGCGGUAUGAGGGAUUUGAAGUGACCAUGGGGGGGGAAGAGGAAAGGGGCGAGGAGGAGAGAGGGGAGGAGGACUCAGAGUAUGAAGUGAGUGGAGGAGAGGAGAGGCGCGGAGGGAGUGAGGAGGAGCAGGAAGCGGAGACGGAGGAGGACGAGGGUGGGCAGGGUGAGGGAGAGGGAGAGGGAGAGGGGGAGGAUGGGCAGGGGACGAGGCGGUCGCGGAGGCUUCUUGGGAAGAGGCGGCGGCGAUGGGGGAGAGGAGGGGAGGGCGAGGGGGACGAGGAGGAGGGGGUUGAGGUGGUGGGGGAGCAGCGGGGGCGGCGAGAGAGGCGGAUGAUUACAAGGAGUGGGCGCGACAAGGGGAGCGGACGGGGGAAGGGGAAGCGGGACGUACAGGGGCGGGGGAUGAGGAAUGGGAGGGGGGUGAGGGGCAGGGCACGCAAGGUGGCGAGGGGAGGUGGAGGGGGGGGGGGCAGAGGGAGAGGGCGGGUGAAGCGUGCAGGGAAGGAGGUGGAAGGGGAAGAAGAGGAGUGGGAUGUAGAACCUUGGGCGCAUGAGCGUGGUGGCCGGACGAACAGAUUUGCUGCGGGCGAGGACGAGGAUGACGAUGAAGAGGAGGAGGCGGAGGGAGAAGGGGAAGAAGGGGAAGAUGAGUGGGAAGAGGAUGAGGAAGAGGAGGACGAUGAGGAGGAAGAGGGGGAAGAAGAGGAGGAAGGUGAGGAGGAAGGGGAUGAGGAGGAGGAGUAUGAGGAUGAGGAGGACGUGGAGCAGUACAAGCGAGUGGGGCACGCCUCUAGAAGCCUGGCCACCGCGCCUUAUGCCCACCAGUGGCCGCAUGGCUCGCAGGCAGGGGGAGGGCAUGGUGGGGGGGAAGGCAGUGGGCAUGGGAGGGGGCAGCAGGGCGCGUUGGCAGUGAGGGGCGGGCAGAGCGCCAUUACUCCUGUGGGGGGGAACGGGCUCAAACUCAAAAUUAACCUCAGAAAACCCUCUGCUGCUGCUGCUGCCACUGCUGCUGCUGCUGAUGCUGCUGCUGGUGCCGAUGCUGGUGCUGGUGCUGGUGGUGCUGGCGCGUCUGCAGCGUGUGGGGGUGGGGGCGGCAGCGGGGGUGGCAGUGCGGGCAGCUCCUGUGCAGCGCCGCGCGGAGUGACCAAGUUGCAGAUUAAGCAGCGCAUGGAGGCCCAACGCACCCAGGCCGCACAGGCCCUGCAGCAGCACUCUCUUCCCCAGGCACAAGAGGGAGGGAAGGCGAAGGAGGAAAAUGAGGAGCAGGAGGAGUUGGAGGAGGAUGAUGAGGGGGAUGAGGAGGUGGAGGAGGUGGAGGAGGAGGAGGAAGUGAUGGAGGAGAUUGGAUCAGAGGAGGAGGGAGAGGAAGAGGUGGUAGCUGAGAUCAGACCUGCCCAAAUAAGACCUGCCCAACUGAGACCUGCUGGGAUGGGCGUGGGUGCAGCACGAGGUGAUGCUGCCUUUGAUCGCUCUGCUCCGGCAGGUGGUGCGGAGGAGAUUUGGGAGGAUGAGGAGGAGGAAGAGGAAGAGGAAGAGGAAGAGGAAGAGGAAGAAGAAGAGGAGGAAGAAGAGGAGGAAGAUGAGGAGGAGGAGGAAGAUGAAGAAGAGGAGGAAGAUGAGGAGGAGGAGGAUCGGGGCGAUUGGGAGGUAGAGCCCAACUGGGGAAAGACCAAGACGCGCAGGCGCACCGCAGGGGCAGGGGCCCUCCCCGCUGGGAGGGGGGAGGUGCGGGGGGGAGGGGGGGGCGCAAGGCAGUCAGUGCGGGUGGUGGCAGGCAGGGGGGGCGGGGGAAGGGGAAGGGGAAGGGGCAGGGGCAGGGGCAGGGGGAGAGGUAGAGGCAGGGGGAGAGGAGCCGGGAGUGCAUCUGGAAGGGCGGGGCAAGGGAGGGGCGCGGGCAGCAGAGGAAGAGGCAGCAAGGCGCGAGUUGCAGGAUCAGGUGGGGAUGGGGGCAGGGCGCGGGUGGGGUCAGGGAGGUCAUGGGGAGGUGUGGGGGAGAGGGGGAGGCGCGCUUUGGGUGAGGCGAGCGGGGAGGGGCUGACAGGGGAUGGGGAGGGCAGUGAGGACGAAGAUGCAGAGGGGAUGGGCGGGGAUGAGAGUGAGGGAGAGGGGCAUGCAAGUGGGGAAAGGGGGGGAAGGGAGGGGGGCGAGGGUGGUGACGUGGUGAAGGGAGGACACGUGUUGAGGGCUAGGACACCACGGGGGAAGGGGAGGGGGGGAGAGAAGGGAGUGGCGAGGAAGAGAAAUGAGGGACUUGAGAGUGGGGAGGGGCAAGAGAGUGAGGAGGGGCAAGAGAGUGGGGAGGGGCAAGAGAGUGAGGAGGGGCAAGAGAGUGGGGAGGGGCAAGCGAGUGAGGAGGAGCAAGAGAGUGGGGAGGGGCAAGAGAAUGAGGAGGAGCAAGAGCGAGCAGGGGGUGAGCGAGGGCACAUGUCGAAUUGGGUCGUGCAGAGUGCAUCACUGGGUACUGACGAACGUGCAGCCGUGCGUGGGGUGGGCGCUGUGUGGGCUGUGCAGAUGACGACGACGCCUGGCGCCCCUCCAAGCGCGCUCGCUGCUGACCCCGCUCCCAACACCGCCCCUGGCACUGCCGCUGCUGACCAUCUAACUGCUGCUGGCGCUGGUGCAGGUGGCGGUGCGGCAGCAGAAGCAGCGCACGGGGGCCUGCCAGUGAUGGUACCGGCUGGCACGAGGAGGAAGAGGAACGCGCGGGGGACAGCAGUGCAACGCACAGGCCGCACAGACAGUCUGGGAGGAGGGGGCGUGCAGGAGGCUGCGGGCGGCGGUGGGGCGGGUGUGUGUGCUCUCGCGCUGCUUCUUCCCCGCACAGCAGCGCCGGCUGCUGUUGCGUGUGAGGCUGGUGGUGCAGACAUGGGUGGUGCAGGGAGCGGGGCCAGCGGGGCCAGUGAGGGCGAACACGCUGCAGGACGGCAGGAUGGUGGACGGGCGGAUGACGGGGUAGAUGGAGGGGCAGGUGAAGGGACAGGUGAAGGAGCAGGUAGUCAUGUUGAGUGCCAGACAGAGAUUGGCGAGGAGAAGGGAGCGACUGGCGAGGAGGAAGGGAAGGGUGAGGAUGUGAGGAGAGAGGGGGAGGGCGAGGGCGCAGAGGAGGACGCGAGAGAGGCAGGUGCUGGUGUGGCAGCGGGUGAGGGGGGCAGUAAGAUAGAGGAGGGACGUCAUUUUGAGGCAGAGGGGAGUGGAGGGAAGGAUGGGAAAGAUGGGAGGGAUGGGAGGGAUGGGAUGAAGCAGGAGGGGCACAAGAGUGAGGACGAGCAGGAUAUGGCGAAUGCCACUGCUGGUGCUGCUGGUGCCGCUGGUGGUGCUUCUUGUGCCGAGACUGCUGCUGAUGCUGCUGGCGCGGAUGGUGGUGCGAUGGAGGGCUGUGCAGCAGCAGAGGGUGCAGAAGGUUGGUUGCUGCAGGGUGUUCUGGGGGCGGAGAGCAGGGCGGGCAGUGAGGGCGCAGGGGGUGCGGGGGACGGAGGGGAGUGGGGGGAGGAAGGGGGGGAGAUGAGUGCGCGCAAGGAGGAGCUGUUCGUUGAGCUGUUUGGGGAGGAGGGCGCGGACGAGGGCGCAGGGCUGCCUGGGGACGACCUGCUCAGCCCGCUUGGUGCUGGGGCGGGGGGCACGGACGAGGGCGGUGGGGGGGAGGCUGGCAGAGACGAGGGCGGUAGGGAGGAUGGCGGAGGGGAGGUGGGCGUCAAGGAGGAGGGAGACGGAGGCAAUACUAGCGAGAGGAAUGGGUGUGAUGGAGGGAAUGCGAAUGGGGAGCCAGGGUGUGAGAGGGAGAGCGGUGGCGGGCAAGCAGGGAGCGAUGGUGGCAUGAAGGCGCUAUGCAGUGAAUGGGGCAGCAGUGAGGGGCAGCACGCAUGCACAAUUGGUGCGCCUGCUGAUGCCCCGGCUCCUGCCAGGGCUGGCGAUGCAGCUGAAGCUAGGGAGCUGGCUGGGGAAGAGGGUGGGAGGAGUGCAGAGAGGGGUGUUGCGAUGGAGGAAGGGCAGGGCCGGGAGGACGUGGAGGGGAACGCGGGGGGCGAGCAGAGAGAGAGGGGCGCAAGUGGUGGCGUGGAUGGUGGUGGCGGGCACAGUGAAGGGGAGAGAAGCGGAUGUGGUGCUGCUGAUGGCGACGAGGCUUGUGGAGGGGGAGGAAGGGGGAAGGGGGAAGCAGAGCAGGAGGUCGAGAGGGGGAAGGGGCAGGAGAGGGAUGGUCUGGGCGAGGAUGGUGGGGCGAGUGGGGAGUGUGAGAGGGUGGGAGAUGGUGGAGCGACGGGUGCAGAUGGGGGUGAGCGAGCGGCGAAUGAUGAGGCGGAUAUAGGGGGUGGGGUGAAGGAGGAGGGGUGUGAGGGGAACGAUGCGCUCAGAAUAGAGCAAGGGGAGAGGAUGGGCGGGAAGAGAAAGGUGAGGAGGCGAUUGGAGCAUGGCAAGAGAGAUGCAGGGGAGGGUGCGGAUGGGGAGAGUGCAGGGGAGAAUGGGAAUGGGAUUGAGAGCAAGGCGACAGAGAAGGAGAUUGCAGAGAAGAAAGGAUGCAGCGGUGAGGGUGAGGAGGCAGAGGAGUCGGAGCAUGAUACAAGCAAUGAUGCUGAGGAGGAGGAGGAGGGGGAUGAGGAGGAGGAGGAUGAGGAGGAGGGGGCAAAGAGUGUAGAGGAGGCGGAAGCGGCCGAGGAGGAAGAAGGGGAGGAGGAGGAGAGUGAGUCAUAUGGUGAGUCAAGUGAGGGUGAUGGGAGUGAUGAAAGUGAGGGGAGUGAUGCGGGUGGUGAGAGUGAUAGGAGUGAUGAGAGUGAUGGGAGUGAUGAGAGUGACGCAAGUGAGGGGAGUGAAGCGAGUGAGGGGAGUGAGGACAUGGGCGGCCAGAGGAAGAGGAAGAGGGCAGCUUCUCGGCAAACCAGGACCACUUGCCGCCGCCGGGGCAAGCGGGCCACACGCACACAGACAGCAGGGCGGCAGCAGCGGGGCAGGCGGAGCACCGCACAGCACCGCACCCCACCCUCUCGCCGCACUGCUCCCACCCCACCUCCCCCACACAACACAGCGAGCCCGCGCCUGCGCCCGCGCCUCCCCACCUCACCUGCUGCCACACCUACAGGCUCCGGCGCUCGCAGCUCCCCCCUGGCUCUCUCCUCCAGGAGCCCCCGCCUCGCUGCCAUCACCCCGCGCGCUUCCCCCCGACUCACCGCCCUGGCACCCUCUCCCGGGACAGGGGGGGCCGAGGCGAGAGGAGGUCGCGAUGGAGAGAGGAGCGAGGGGGGUGGCAGGGCAGUGGGGCGGGUGCGAGCGGGUGCGGGGUGGGUGGGGGGGACGGAGUGGAGGGAGGGCGACCCUUACCUGCCCCAGGUGGGUGAUGACGUCAUCUACUGCUUCCAGGGCCACCUCAGCUUCCUGGAAAGUGCUGGGCGCAGCCGCAGCCGGGGCCUGGACGAGAAGCUUCGGAGGAAGCUGCGGCCGGCGGAGCCGUGUGUGGUGGAGGAGGUGGGGUACUACUGGGUGGAGAGCGGUGGUGGGGGGGCAGGGCAGGGGCGGCGAGGGGGAGGCAGGGGGGCGGGGGAGGCGCGGCGAGUGGGGUGCAGAGCGGUGCUGCUGGUGGUGGAGAGUGAGAGCCCUGCGUUUGGGGAGCGGGUGGGGGUGGAGGUGGAGGAGGAGGGCGAGGAGUAUGUGGUGGAGCGCUGGCGCUAUGAUGCUGCCCUCGCCAAGGGCUGGCACCCCAAGCAGCACUGCCUGGCGUAUUGGAGCCGGGAGUCACUACCACCAGGCCUCAAGCCACCACCCCUGCCGGAGUCAUCAUCGGGCAGGGCAAUGGCAGAGCACCCACGCGCAGUGCUGUUCCGCGGCCGCAUCCAGUCCGAUGGCCCCUUUGACCCCGCCCUGCCCCUCAGCCCCUGGCGCAGGCUACGGGUGUACUACGCGCACGACCGCAGUGUGGAGAGGCAGAGCGCGUGGGAGCUGCUCCACCCCGACCCCGCGCUCUGGCCCACCCGCCCCGCGUUGCCUGCUCACCUGCUCAGCGCCGCCAGGGAGGCACUGCGCGCGGUGGAGCAGGACGAGGACGUGCACGGCUCCCUGCACCUCCUCUACUCGCCCGACUCCUCUCCUGCUGCCCUCUCCUCCAUCCCAGUGCUAAUGAGUGUGGCACUGGUACAAGCGCGCAUGGCAUCAGGCUGGUACCGCUCACUCGACUCCCUGCUGCACGACACCAACCUCAUCGCCUCCAAUGCCCUCUCCCUGCACGGCACCUCCCACCCCAUCGCUGCCGCUGCCGCCCACUUCUCCACACAGUUUGCCGCCCGCCUUAAGGCCCUCACUAGUGGAAGCAGGGCGUGA
Molecule: messenger RNA, 13737 nt
Organism: Closterium sp. NIES-65
Lineage: Eukaryota; Viridiplantae; Streptophyta; Zygnematophyceae; Desmidiales; Closteriaceae
Source: the annotation of a GenBank genome assembly